GGAAAAAAACACAACCUCCUAUCAUCUACUUUAAUUGUUUAAUGUGUUCAAUCUUUUUAUUAAACCAAUUAACAAUAAACAAAAAUGUUAAACUUAAAAUCUGAGAGGCACUAUUAACAAACUUUACCUGGAGUUUAGUAGCAUCAAUAGUUUUGUUAUCAACCAACUCUUUACUUUAUCAUUCAAUAUACAUAUUACAUAUAUAUAAUUUUCAUUAUUAAUAAAAUAUAAUGAAAUUAAGUGGCCUAUUUUUAAAUAUAAUCAAUUUUUUUGAACAUAUUUAAUAUUAACCAUCACUUUUCCAAUGGAAACCAUUAAUUCUAUAACCAGCGAUACAUAUAAUGGAAACCUGAGUGAUACUAUCAUCGCCAAAAAUCCAACAAAAUUGAAAACAAUUGAAAGCCAAAAAGACUAUUUAAAACCUCCAGGAAUACUAAAAAAUUCAAAGAAUCAGAUUUUAAAUAAAAAUUUUAAAGAUGAAAAUGAAAACAAUUCAAGUAAUUCCUAUAACUAUUUCUACAAAAAACUAUCAAAAAAAUAUAGUAAAUUUUUACCACUAUAUUUGAAACAAUCAAAAGAAGAAUUAUGGGCUAGAUUUAAAUACAUAAAUUACCAGGAACAUCAUAUUCGAGUAAAUAAAAAUGAUCCAAAUAAUUCAAGAACAAUCGCUAAAUUACAUGUUAACAAAUCAAGGAAUAGGUAUAGGGAUGUUACUCCUUUUGAUAAAAACAGAGUAGAACUACCAAUAAUCAAUAACAGUAUUAUUGAAUAUGAUUUGAAUGGAUUGGAUACCUCUAGUGGAUUAUCGUCAUAUUUAACUGAUGAUGAAGAAGAAAAUGAAAAUGAAAAUGAAAAUGAAAAUGAAAAUGAAAAUGAAAAUGAAAAUGAAAAUGAAAAUGAAAAUGAUAACCAAGGACAAGAAGAAAGUCAUUGUAAUAUUCAAAAUCAAAAUCCCCAAAAUGCCCAAAAUAAUCAAGAAUUAAACGACCAAAAUAAUCAAAAUAAAAAUAGGAAAAAAAUGAUCAAUAAUGAUAAUUGUUCGAUAAAUACAAAUGAUGAUAGGCAUAGUAUUGCAGCAUCUACAAAGUCUCAUUUUACUAUAAAAAGCAAACGCUUUGAGAGAAAAAAAAGUAACUAUAUCAAUGCUUCAAGAAUAAAAUUGAGGAAUCAAAGUUAUAUUGCUACUCAAGGACCAUUAAAAGAGACUAGUUUACAUUUUUGGCAAAUGAUUUAUAAUGAAUCAUUACCAUUUUACGGAUUUUCACCUAGUACUAGCUCUAAUAAUUCGUUGAACGUUGAGGUUGAGCCAAUAAUUGUGAUGUUAACACCGACUGUUGAAAAUAAUGUUGAAAAAUGUUUUAAUUAUUGGCCUAAGUUUCAAAAAGAUUUUAUUUUGAUUAACGAUAAAGACUUUAGAUUUAAUUUGAAAAUUGAAAACUUGAAUACCAACUUUAUAAGCAGAGGUAAUUUUUAUCAUACUAAGUUAUUAAUUACUCCAACAGCUAAUAAUUUAAAUGAGAAUAAUAUUGAUAACAAUAAUAACAAUGAAAAAAGAAAACGGUUUCACCCAUUUCAUAGAACAAUUACAAAUAAUUUUAAUAAUCGCCGUUCUUCAUUUCAAUCAAUAACUCGACAUAGCACUUCAAGUGGGGAAAAUUUACAUCAUAAUAAUCCAAAUAAUCCAAAUAAUAAUAAUAAUAAUGGUAUGGAAAAUUUACCAUUUUCAAAAAUUGUUCAUCAUAUCUAUUAUGAUAAAUGGAAUGAUUUUGGACGACCGGAUGAUUAUGAUAGUGUUAUUGAAUUGAUUAAAUAUGUUGAAGUUUUAAAUUUAAACAACUCAAACAAAAUUCCAUUAACAGUACAUUGUUCAGCAGGCGUGGGGAGAACAGGGACAUUUAUCACAUUACAUUAUCUUUUAAACUAUUGCAAAGAAUUCCAAAGAAAAACUAUAAGAGAGAUACUUGAAAAUUCGAAAAAAAUAAAUCAACUUCAAGCAGAUAUAAUAUUUGAUAUAAUUUGUAAUCUAAGAAGUCAAAGAUUGAUGAUGGUGCAAAAUAUAACGCAAUUUUUUUUUAUUUACAAUUUUGCGCGAGACAUAUUGCUAAAAAAAAUUGAUAAUUUCAAAAAAGAUUAUGAUUAUGUGAGAAAUCUUGAGAAUAUAUAAUUUGGAUAUUCAAAUUUACCCCAGUUUUUCUUUUUGGUAAAACAAAACCAAAAAGAUGUAGCAUUGAAGUGAGCAUUACCUAUUAUAUUUCCUAAUCUGGGAAUUGGAUCAGCUGCAAAGACAUAAACAAAACGUGACCAAUGUUGACACAACCGC
Molecule: messenger RNA, 2320 nt
Organism: Ascoidea rubescens DSM 1968
Lineage: Eukaryota; Fungi; Ascomycota; Saccharomycetes; Ascoideales; Ascoideaceae
Product: phosphatases II
Exons: 2
Coding region: 305-2164 (619 amino acids)
Biological process (GO): protein dephosphorylation
Molecular function (GO): protein tyrosine phosphatase activity
Source: RefSeq, a predicted model, not a curated record